Molecule: messenger RNA, 5932 nt
Organism: Biomphalaria glabrata
Lineage: Eukaryota; Metazoa; Mollusca; Gastropoda; Planorbidae
Product: vacuolar protein sorting-associated protein 8 homolog
Exons: 43
Coding region: 37-4248 (1403 amino acids)
Biological process (GO): endosomal vesicle fusion; protein targeting to vacuole
Cellular component (GO): late endosome; HOPS complex
Molecular function (GO): protein binding
Source: RefSeq, a predicted model, not a curated record
CUUUUUUGAAGUCAUUAUUUUACAAGGUAAACAAUCAUGGCGGAAGAAGGCGGACCUGACUCUCAAAACAAUCUAAAUCUUACCGAUGAUAAAGUUAAAGUCUUAUCCUUUGAUAUUGACGAGCUUGAUGAUUCUGAAUUUGAUAUUCCCAAAGUUGAUAAUGUGCCCACUUUGGAAAGCAUUCUAAAUGAAGCUGAUGAUGAUGCAUCCAUUCUGGGAGACGAAGAGGCUCCUUCAGCAAGCGUUCCCCAGACAGGCUUGCAUCUCCUUAACACUGGGGAGUCUGUUGAAACAUCGUCAUUGUCUAGCCAGGACAGCCAUGAUUCUAGACGCAAAGAUAGAACAAAGAAACAGAUGCCCACAGUCCAUGGCUCAGUGUUAAAGCCAAGUAAACUGAAGAGUGUUUCUGCUCAGCUACUUUCUGCUGCUGAUAGAGUAGAUGCUGGCAUGCCAACUGCUUUGGUUGUUUCUUCACUAAUAGCUAUUGGUACAUCCCAUGGACUAGUUCUAGUGUUUGACCCUAAACAGGUUCUGAAAUGGUGUCUAGGAAGCACUGCUGUAGGUGCUCAGUAUGGUUCUGUUUCAGCUCUUAGUUUUAAUAGAGACUGCACUCGUCUGCUUUGUGGGUUUGCCAGAGGACAGAUAACAAUGUGGGACCUGACGACUGGUAAACUGCUAAGAACAAUAUUAGAUGCUCAUCCUCCUGGAACUGCUAUAUUACAUAUCAAAUUUACAGACAGCUUUGUACUGGCAGUAUGUAGUGACAGUGGGGGCUCUGUCUUUGAACUAGAAUUCAAGCGUCUUAUUGGCGUUCGUACCUGUGAAUCCCAGUGCUUGUUUUCUGGCAGCCGCGGUGAAGUGUGCACCAUAGAACCACUUCAUAUGAAUUACACCAUCAAAGAUCAUCCUAUGCAAGAUGUCAUACUUUUAGCCAUGGCUUCUUUCUCAAAGGUUUUAUUGGUAAUUCUUAGACCCCAUCUCAAAGUUAUGUUCACACAUCCAUUGAAGGGUGACCCAUCUACACUUCCAUUACUAGCAUGGCAGUUUGUCAUCAUCCAAGUGUCAGAAAAGGAUAGAGUUAUUGACCCUGUCCUUUCAUUUGCUAGAGACAAAACAAUUUAUUUCUUUCAGGUGAUGUGUCAUGGCCCACAAGAUAUAAGAACUGUUGGACUGCAGAAGCUUGAGAGAAACUAUCAGCUACUGAGUAUAACCUGGAUGAAUGCCAGAACACUUGUUUGUUUGGACAGGUCAGAAAAAAUUCAUGUGAUAGAUGUUAGAUCUGAGGAGGAGUUGGAGAUUAUAGAUAUUUCAUCCAUUCAAAUGGUUUAUGGAACAAGUUAUUUUAAGUCACUGGCCACAGGAGGCAAUGUUAGCCAAGCCUUGGCUUUUGCUGGAGACCAGGCUUGUUAUCAGUCAGUGGUCAGUCAUAGUGGUCAACUGUUUUUAUUGGGAACUAAAUCAGUACAUAUGUUUUCUAUUCGUACUUGGAAAGAGAGAAUAAAUGUUUUGGUAAGAGAGAGUCGUUACCCAGAAGCUCUUGCCCUGACACUGUCUUUUUAUAAUGGCACAGCUAAAGCUGUCAUUGGACUGAGUGGUCCUCACAAUAAAAGGAAAGAGAUUGUGGCUGCAGUGUUGAAGGAAGUAUUGUUAGAAUAUGUAGAGAUAGCUAUUACAAAAGCUCCAAAAAAUGGUAAAAUUGAAGACCUUGAAGAUUACUACCAGGACAUAGUUCCAGUGUGUGUGGAUUAUUGUCUUCACUUAAAUAACUUGGAUCUUUUAUUUGAUCGCAUUUAUGAAAGAUUUUCAACUGAUGUGAUAGCCAAGGGAACAUUCUUGGAGUGUUUAGAACCAUACAUGCAGAGUGAUCGCCUGACUUACAUUCCACCAGCUGUUAUGAAGGACUUUGUUGACCACUUUGAAAUGAGAAAACUUCUAGACAGUGUUGAAUCAUGCAUAGUCCAUCUGGACAUCACCAGCCUGGACAUUCAUCAGGUGGUCAGCUUGUGCUGGAGCCAUGGAUUGUAUGAUGCUAUUAUCUAUGUCUAUAACAAAGGAAUGAAUGACUUCACUAGCCCUCUGGAGCAGCUCUUGGCACAGCUUGGCUCUGCACUGGCCACUGGCAAACAACUCACAGAUGUACACAUCAAGUUGGGGAAUAAAUUAUUAGUUUACAUCAGCUGCUGUCUAGCAGGAAGAGCUUAUCCUCUAGGGGACAUUCCAGAAGAUCAAGUAUUGGUAGUCAAAGAUCAGGUAUUUCGCUGCUUGACAUGUCUUCAUACAAACAAUCCUAAAGAUGAUGAACCAAUGUAUCCCUACCUACAGACUUUGCUCAAAUUUGAUACACGGGAAUUUUUAAAUGUCUUAGCUCUGGCUUUUGAGGAACCUGAAUUCAAUACCAAUGAAGGCAUUCAAAAACGUCAGAGGGUUGUUGAUAUUCUAUUAAAGAUUAUGGUGGAAAGUGUUGGCUUUACACCCACACAAAUUGGUAUUUUAUUUACAUUCCUCGCUAGACAAAUGGCCAGACAUGAAAAUACAAUACAUGUCAAUAAGGUUUUGUUUGAACAGGUUCUAGAGUUUUUGGCUAACCCUGAAGAUGAAUCCAGGCAUGAAGAAAGGCAACAGGCUCUGAUGGAGUUAUUACAAGCCGGAGGCUUGGCUCAGUUUAAUGAAGGACGUUUGCUUAGUUUGGCCCACACUGCUAAAUUUUAUCGGGUAUGUGAAUAUUUAUAUGAAAAACGAAGAAGCUUUGACAGAAUCCUUACAUGUUACUUGAAAGAUCCAGCUAGGAGGUACCAUGUGUUUACAUUCAUAGACAGUAUCAUGCAAAGCUCCACAUGUACAGCAGAAGAAAAAGCUGCACUUCAGGAAGAAGCUUUGAAAAAUUUGGAGGACUUAGUGAGCAUAGAUUGCAAACAAGCAGCAUCAACAGUUAUCUCCUGUUUAUCAAGUGGGUUACUGGAUAUUACCAGAAGACUUAGUUCAAACAAAACUCUUCUCUUUGAGUUCCUACAGGGUGUCAUGUUCUACAGAGAUCUUCAGGGCAGUGCUUUGAAGCCUGAGAAGCAAAUGUCAAUAGAGCCUCAGGUCUCAGAGUUGUACAUUGACCUCAUGUGUAGCUACAAGCCUCAAGAUGUGUGUGGUUUCAUCAAACUGAAUGAAGGUUACAGAUUAGAGGAAACAUUGGAAAUUGUACGUAAACACAAAGCAUGGGAGGCUACUGCUUACUUACUGGAGAAAGCUGGAGACAUUCAGGGAGCUUUUAGAAUUUUGUUAGAGAAUCUUCAAAACCAUCUCAAGACUUUAAGUCAACAAUUACAAGAGUCAUCUGUUGACGCAUCUGGUCUCCAGGUUUUGUUCUCUAAAGCUGAAACCAGAUUGUACAUCAUCGUCCAGCUGUGUCAAAGAAACUCGGCCAAAAUUGAUGAGGCUGCAAGGGAGGCUUUAUGGUUCCCAUUGCUUGAGGCUAUUGUAGCACCACAGAGGAAAUUGAAGAACUCAGUGGACAAGAGUGCUUUAGAUACAUUUAAAGACAUGACACAUCAUGUUUUGAAUAGCAUGAUGGGAUACAUCUCACCACCUGCCAUAUUGCAGAAAAUAAUGCAGGAUCCAGCUUACAAUACUGGAAAGUUUGGUGAAGUAAAAGAAUUAAUCAUAGGCAUGUUGGAAAACUACAAUUAUGAAGAGACACUAAUGGAAACCUGUAAGAACCUUCUUUAUCAUGAUCUACAUGUUCAUCUCCGAAGUCUAACGCAAACAGCCAUGAGAGGAUUUGUACCUCGGGAAAACUCCUGCAAUGUGUGCAAUCAAACCUUCAAUGACUCCUCCCCCACAGAGACCAUCAUUGUGUUCAGAUGUGGACAUACCUACCAUACACCUUGCCUCCGAGCUGUUGGCUCCAUACAUGUGUUGGAAGGAGAGGAAGUUUGGGUCUGCUACCAGUGCAGCAACACACGCCGGUCUCGUAAUGUAACUAGUACCAGAUUUCAUCGGUCCCUUUCCAACCCCAGUCAGGCUGCACUGAUUGGACGCAAGGACAAAAAAGAAAAUGCUGAGCCUCUUUUAGACCCACACCACAUGCAGGCCUUUGAAGCUCUCAUUAAAUCCAUGAAGACGCCAUCAAGGCUGGCUAUUCUGACAGAACUUGCCAAACCAGAAACUGCUAGUGGACGUCCAUCCAGCACUGGUUUACUUAAGCAUGAAAAUUUUCAGCUACGGGUGGCAGCACCAUGUCCAUUUACAGUUGUGUAGUAGAAAGUAUGUGUGUGCAAACUACUUAAGUGUGUCCUCUUUUUUCAUUCCAACAUUAGGUGCAGUGUGAUCAUUUCUUAUGUCUUAAUUUAUAGGUUCAAAACACUUAUGGGAGGGAGAUUUUAUUGUUGUUCUAGGAAUUUCUGAGACUCAUCCUUCUAAGUGACAUUUUGUAUUAGACAGUAGUUUAAGUGAUAACACAUUUUUAAAAAAUUAGUGAUCCAAUAUACUUAAAAGUCAUUAGCUAAACAAUAAUUUCUUUAAAAAAGUACCAGAUUUUUAAUCUUAUUAAUUUAAAACAUGAACCCAGAUUGUCCAGUGCUUGGUCCUUAUUGCUACCUUUUUUUGUAUGUGGCUUCACUCAAACCAAAUUUAAAUAUAAGCAUUUAUCAUUGUAUUGUAUUUUCUUUGUUUUGGAGUCCAUAUGCAGAGAUCUUCAUGGAUGUGGCCAUCCAAUUGUGUGCAGUCUUUAUAUAACUAGAUGUUUGUUAACACCUUGACAACUAUGGCCAGAUAUUAUCUUGUGCUUGUCAACCCAGUUCAGUGGCUACCUGAUAUGUAAAAGCCCUAUAACACUCUUGUUGAUCAUUGGCCUAUAAAAAAGGAAAUUUUCCCUAACCCACUUUUUUCUUAGAGUAGACUUUUCAAUUUUCUGUUCACAUUACCCACAAAGUUAAUUUACUACUUUUAAAAGCUUGUCUUCUAUUGACAAAAUAUUAUUUGACAUCACUCAGAUCAUGAAAAGCCUUAAAAAAGUUCAAUCCAUAUCAUAUAAGCAUAGAAUGGAUUGCUGUAGUUUAGUAGUACAAAAAAUCUUGUUUCUGGUUUAAAACCUGUCCAUAUUUUGACUGAUUGACUUGAACAUUGUCAUUUUCUGUACAUUGCCAAGACAAAAUGUUAUAGAGAUGAAAGACAAGACAGUGAUAUGUUCCAACUCAAACUUAAUAUUUCAAAUAAAAAAAUAAUCAUUUACUUUACAGUCUCUGGUGAAGAGAAAAAUUUUAAAUGCUUAGGAUUUUCUUGGUUAUUGUUUUGCGAUAAGAAGAUUCUCUUGAUGAAAGAUUAUGAGAUAGUGAAAGAGGUAGUGGUGGUUUAUUUCUAACUUAACUUACUAAUCAAAAUAUAUUAAGGACAAAGUGAAUUUCAGAUGUGGUUUAAUUAAAUUUGAAUUAUUUGAGAUAUCAAGAUUACACCAAAGAAUACAGAUAUACAAUAGAAUCUACAGCUAGAACUAACCUCUUGAAAAUGUCAGGUUACAUAGGCUACUUUUGGGUUGUCACCACUCACAUGUUAGGAUGAUAAUGUGUUCUCAUCAUUUCAAAUUUUCCUAAUAUUUUUUCAUCACAUUUUUAUUCUUUAAUAGGUCUUUUUUCUUUAGUCUGUUGUUAUUGAAUGACUAUUGAUAAGACUUUUCUCCAAUGUUUAGUAUUUAUUAAUGAGACUGUUCAUGUAUAAACUCAUUAAGUGAUACUGUGUUAGCUCUUAAUUGUGUUUUUUGUUGUUUUAAAACAUUUCAUUUGUAAUUGAACUGAAUCAUUGGUUGGUAUUUGGUAAACAUGAUGUAUUGUUCUAACUGGCAUUGUUCGUUCAUUUACAAAGAAUGCUCAUUGCCAUAUUCAAAAGAAAACUGUUUAAACCUUGUGUGCAAUAUAAUCGACUCAAUAAAGAAAUCAUGGAUAUAGUU